Chelmon rostratus (copperband butterflyfish) is the source of this 1096-nucleotide messenger RNA. Its product is annotated as troponin I, slow skeletal muscle-like. Gene Ontology annotation, biological process: muscle contraction. Gene Ontology annotation, cellular component: troponin complex. The coding region runs from base 153 to 689 and encodes 178 amino acids. NCBI's taxonomy places the organism in Eukaryota, Metazoa, Chordata, Actinopteri, Chaetodontiformes, Chaetodontidae. The record is from RefSeq and is a predicted model, not a curated record. The transcript has 8 exons.
GGACAGAGGGUCUAUUUUAGUGAGCCAUUCACAUGAGAGUUUGAAUGCAUAAAUCUUUCACUAUUAACCAUAAAGUGCUUUUUCCUUCCCCGCUCACCACUGUUGUUGCCCUCGCUGAUUUCCUCAUCUUCAAGGUACUGUAAGCUGCAGACAUGUCUGAGGGACCGAGAAAGCCAAAAUAUUCAGCAACACGCCGGCUGCAUUUGAAGUCGAAACUGCUGAAGAAGGCAGCUUCUAUGCUGGUGGCUGAAAGUGCAGAGAAGGAACACGAGAAGGAAAGAGUUGUGAAUGAGAGCUUCCCUCCACUGAAGCUGUCAGGCCUGUCUGUCCAGGAGCUCCAGGACCUCUGCAAAGACCUACAUCGUAAGAUUGAUGUCGUAGAUGAAGCACGUUAUGAUAUGGAGAUUAAAGUAGCCAAAAAUGACAAAGAGAUCCAGACACUGAAUCAGAAAAUCAUUGAGCUGAAGGGCGUAAAGAGGCCCAACUUGAAGAGGGUGAAGAAAACUACAGACGACAUGCUGGGUGCAUGCACCGACAGCUCCAAACUCAUGAAGGCUGAUUUCAAGGCCAACCUAAAGACAGUGAAGAAGGAGGAUGAAAAGAGGGAAGAAGUGACUGACUGGCGUAAGAAUGUGGAGGCCAUGUCUGGAAUGGAGGGCAGGAAGAAGCUGUUUAAUGCAGGACAAUAAAAAGGUUCUUGUCUGCAACAAGGCUAUGUUUGCAACAUAUCUUUCCUAAAGUAAACUGUAAGUUUACGAUGUUCAAGUUUUGUUUUUAAAUUCCUCUUCAUCUUUAUUUCAGCAUUAAAUUCAAGAAGGUUUCCACUGCAGGAUGAAAUAAAACUGAUUUUGUAAAGAAUAAUCAACCAUAGGCACUUGUAAAAGAUAAAAAAAAUGCAUUUUUUAGAUUAUACUGUAUCAAAAUAGUUUUAUUCUAGCUCUACUAUAAACUGUACAGUACCCUUUGCAUAUUGAGAGAGUGUUAUAGAAAAGGCUGAUAAGCUUCAUGAGUUUGUCUGUAGUGCAGUAUUUGUAUUACACAGAUGAUGGCGCUGUCUCACUAUCUGUAAUACAUGUGAUACUCAUUAAACAACCAU